UUAGACAUUAAAGGUAAAUGAAGUGUUAUUUGUUUUGAUUUCGAAUGUUGCCUCGUUUUCCGUUUAUCGCAAUACAAUUUAUUUGCUUAAUUAUAGAAAAAAAUGGUUGAAGUUCAAAAGAAAUGUGUGGACUUUAAAUUCAAGGUUGGUGACAGUGCUAUUGAGAGAACAUUAUUCAUCAAGCAACAUGAUGGAUCUGAUAGUGUUAAGCCAAAUGAUAGAACUUUGUUCAUCGUAAACAUACCCCAAUUUUUGACUAAAAAGUGCUUAGAAUCUCUAUUUAAUAGUUAUGGACCGAUCGAAAAUGUAUAUAUUCAAUCAAAGCCAUCAAGUGGUGUUGUAGUUCUAGGCUCUAAAUACUUUUCUCAACAAGAAAAAACAGUUGGGCCAAAAGUUGGAUACAUUGUUUUCAAGCGUGGUGUUAGUCUAAAAAAAGCCUUAAAAGUAAAAGGUGAUGUUAUAGUUAUUCCAAAAGCAUUUACAGCUGGGAAAAGUAAAUGGAUUAAAGAAUACAAUUCUCACUUUGUUGAUGCUAAAGAAUUGCAGGAGGAAAUCGAGAGUUUCAUGGGCGAAUUCGAUGAAAAGAUUGAGGAAGAAAAAGAGAAAGACAAAGAAAUAGAAGGUGUUGCGGACGAAGAAGGAUGGGUUACUGUCACAAAACAGAGUAAAAAACCUAAAAUCAAGCGAAAUGAAGUUACAAGUCAAAAAUUAUUAGAGAAGCAAAAACGAGCUCAAACCAAACAGACUCUGGUAAAUUUCUAUAAAUGUCAAAUCCGAAAUGCGAAGAUGGAUGAAAUCUUGGAAUUAAGGAAAAAGUUUGAUGCCGAUAAGAAACGUUUAGCCUUAAUGAAAGCUGGUAGAAAAUUUAAACCUAUGUAAUAUCCUAUAUAUGAGAUUACACGUAAAAACAAUUUUUUUUAUGUUGUAAUAAAUUUCUUUGUUCACGGA
This is a messenger RNA of Parasteatoda tepidariorum (common house spider), 948 nucleotides long. Its product is annotated as ribosomal RNA-processing protein 7 homolog A. The record is from RefSeq and is a predicted model, not a curated record. NCBI's taxonomy places the organism in Eukaryota, Metazoa, Arthropoda, Arachnida, Araneae, Theridiidae. Gene Ontology annotation, cellular component: CURI complex; UTP-C complex. Gene Ontology annotation, biological process: ribosomal small subunit assembly; rRNA processing. Gene Ontology annotation, molecular function: RNA binding.